Messenger RNA from Aspergillus bombycis, 1485 nucleotides. RefSeq lists its product as uncharacterized. The record is from RefSeq and is a predicted model, not a curated record. The transcript has a single exon. Lineage: Eukaryota; Fungi; Ascomycota; Eurotiomycetes; Eurotiales; Aspergillaceae. Bases 1 to 1485 code for a protein of 494 amino acids.
AUGCCAUCUUUGCUUGACCUUCCCUUGGAACUCUUGAUACAGAUCGUACAAGAAACGAUCCCGGUGGAUUUUGAAGCCACUGCCCUCUCUUGUAAAGCCCUGUUUGCUGCCAGCGCUCCUUAUCGGGUGCAAUAUGCCAUUCGACGGAAACGGUUUCGAAAUUUCCAAUUUUCAUCAAAAGUCGAUGAGAAUCUAGAAGGAGCAGAGGAACCCGGCUUAGGCGACUCUUGGGAUAAAAUUACCCAAGAAACCGGCAUUAAAAUUGUGACCACACGGGAGCUAUUGGAACAGAUCGCACUGGACCCCUCUGUGGCGCAAUACAUACAAUCAAUUGACCUUAGGGAGCAUGGAGAUAAUGAGGAAGAUGAAGAAGUGAUAAAUUCCUUGGAAACAGAGGUACCUAGAGCUCUAAGGGACUUGGUUUUUGCGUCGCCCUUUAUUGCAGCCAUCGAGGGGAACCCCAAUGACUGGAUUGGAGGAAUCGGAGAGUCCAUAAUAGAUGCAGAUGUCUUUCUCCUGACCUUGCUACCACAAGUGCGAGAGAUAGCUUUACAUCCACGUUGGGAUGAAGUAAGUCCAGAUGAUGAACGCCUGUGGCCGGUACUCAGUCUUAUUACGCACCGGGCCAAUCAUAAGGAGAAAUUUCCCGAUGCGCCGUUGUCCUUGCUGUCCGUCGUGCAGCCCUCCCGGGACAUGGGCUAUGAAGAGAAAUCACGAUUGACACCAUUCGUACCAUUACUAACGAUCCAUUCUGUGUCCGAAGUCAACUUGUGUAGCUGCGUCUUCAAGGAUGACGGGUACACUGGAUACGCCUUCGACCCAUUGGUGGAAUGCUACAGCGCAAACUUGCGGAAAUUGAGUAUAGAAUCCUCUGUCGCCGGCGUAGAGGAGCUAUCACAACUACUCUCGCGAAUCCCGAACCUAGAGACCUUUGAGUUUUCUCAUGAAACCAAGUGGCAUGGCUGCGGUUAUAACUGGAACGUUGGUGCAUUUUUGGAUACGGUGCAAGAUAUCUGUGCAAAGACGCUCAAGGAAUUGUCGGUAACAAAUCUCACCGAGUGGUGUAAUAGAGGGGCCACACUGGUGGAUAUGACUCGUUUCCAGGUAUUGGCAGUGCUUGAUUUGGGCGUCGAUAUGCUUUGCGGUCCCGCAUAUGAUCCGUCGAUGAGAGCUUUAGAAUGGGAUGAAACUGAAUGGCAUGGAAAUCCAGCCUGGCCCAAACUGAUCGAUAUGUUGCCAGCAUCCAUUGAAAGGUUCAACUUGUACCUUGAGACAUUCGAUGAUGAUCAUCUGAAGUGCAUCUCUCAUCUGAUUGAGGGCCUUUCUGAUGCUCGGGCCACAAAACUGCCCCGUUUAAAUGAUCUGAGCCUUUUUGUGCAAAUGGAUUCCAUAACGAUUCCAGACGUGGCACUUGAAGUUUUGAAUGCUGCGAAGGAAAGUGGUUUCUCGAUCUUGAAGGUUGCUACAUCCGUCCCUCUUUUAUAG